Messenger RNA from Brassica oleracea var. oleracea, 1156 nucleotides. RefSeq lists its product as uncharacterized. The coding region runs from base 305 to 1024 and encodes 239 amino acids. The transcript has 2 exons. NCBI's taxonomy places the organism in Eukaryota, Viridiplantae, Streptophyta, Magnoliopsida, Brassicales, Brassicaceae. The record is from RefSeq and is a predicted model, not a curated record.
UCGAGAUCACCUCACUCACUCACUCUCUCUCUCUCUUUGGAAUAAAAGAAAAUGAGAGAAAGCAACUUUUAAUCCGAUUUUUUUUUUUGAGAGACCACGUAAUAAUAAGAACAGAAGCAGUCAGAACGUUCAAUAAUUGUACCAUUCUUCUCAUCUCUUUCAUUUCAGAUACUUAUCUUUUUUACUCAUUUCUUUUGUAAUUGGAUCCCCCUCCUCACUCUCUCCAUGGAAUCUACUGAGUUAUGAUCUUUGCUCUCACCUGAUCUGACUGUCUUUUUAACUGAGAAGCAACAAAGCAUCUCUAAUGGCUGCUGAUGAACUUUCAUCUCCUCCAACACCUAACACUUAUUACCCAUCUGACUUCUUUACCUCUCCAAAGUUUAGGUUUUUCGCUUCAAAGAUCACUCCUUUUGACUCCAUCGUCAGCCCUACUUCCAUCCUCGAAGCCCACCCUUCCAUCUUCUCCUCCAUAAACCCUAAACCCACUUCCUAUCUCGAGCCAGCAAUCCCUAAACCCCCAAAGUUUCACCCACCUGAAGCCUUUGGCCUAGCCGAUCUCGUCCAAAACAGAGACCACUCGAGCAAACCUGUCAACAAGAUGGUCCUUUCCGGGUCAAAGCUCAGAGUCCUGAUCCCUUCUGCCGAUUUUGGAACUAAAACAGGUCCUACUAGCCAGAUGAGGCAUCCUCCUGGACAGCUCAGCCCUUGUCUCCAAACAAAAGUCUUAACCGUGAGCGAGAUUGAUCAGACGGAAGACUACACGUGCGUCAUAUCCCACGGUCCAAACCCAACCAUCACACAUAUCUUCGACAACUCUGUUUUCGUGGAGGAGGCGACUCCUCCUUGCUCUCUUCCGUUGCCACAGGAGACCAAGAAAACGAACACUGAUUUUCUAAGCAACUGCUACACCUGCAAAAAGAAACUUGACCAAAAACAGGACAUCUAUAUAUACAGAGGAGAGAAAGGGUUUUGCAGCAGUGAGUGCAGGUACCAGGAGAUGCUUCUUGAUCAAAUUGAGACCUAGCACCUCCCACCCUUUUCUCCACUUCUCUUUUUCUUUUUUUGUUCCCUUCUAUCAUUUUGUCACAAAAGUUUUACUUUUGUUGUUAUGAGAGUGACUUGGAUAAGAUUAAAAAUAUCUUAAAUCUUGCAGAAU